UUCUUACAACACGGUUCUUCCCUGGAUUGGCCGCCACUCGCAAUCCGUGCAUUUGGCCGUGGGGCCUAAGGCGGUGGCAAACGCGGAAAUUCAGCAGAAUCCAAGUGCGAUCGAACCUCUCGCCAUCUUUUUCCCAACCUCUAUCCUGCGCGACUGGGCGGGUGCCAAAGACCAGAUCCGAGAAAUUCCGGCGUGGUUGCGGGAGGUUUUCGCGGCUACUCGAGGGACUGACUGUGGAUCGGAGCCGGGCUCUAUUGUGAAAGUCUGGGAAGAUGUUUCUUAUAGACUGGUUUUAUGGAGUGCUCGCGUCCCUGGGCUUGUGGCAGAAGGAGGCCAAAAUCUUGUUUUUAGGGCUCGACAACGCUGGAAAGACGACGCUUCUGCAAAUGCUAAAGGAUGAGAGAUUGGUUCAGCAUCAACCAACGCAGCAUCCAACAUCGGAGGAGCUUAGCAUUGGGAAGAUUAAGUUUAAGGCGUUUGAUCUGGGCGGGCACUUGAUCGCUCGCCGAGUCUGGAAGGAUUAUUACGCCAAGGUGGACGCUGUCGUUUUCCUGGUAGAUGCUGCAGACAAAGAGAGAUUUGCAGAAUCGAAGAAGGAGCUGGACGCGCUGCUCUCAGAUGAUUUGCUAGCAAAUGUACCAUUCCUGAUCCUGGGGAACAAGAUUGACCUUGUAUAUGCAGCAUCAGAGGAGGAGCUCCGCUUCCACCUCGGUCUCAGCAACUUCACUACAGGCAAAGGCAAGGUCAACCUCGUGGACACCAAUGUCCGACCACUAGAGGUGUUCAUGUGCAGCAUUGUACGCAAGAUGGGUUAUGGUGAUGGCUUCAAGUGGAUAUCACAGUACAUCAAGUAGAAGUGGCUGAUGCUGCUUCUGCUCUGAAAUCACUUUUGCUUGUGAUGAUUCUCCUGCUCCUAAGUCGAUUGUUAAGCCAGGUAUUUUUAUUUGCAUUCUUACCUACUCUUCUAUUAGCUCAUUUGUUCCAUACCCUUUUGUCAUCUGGUCUUGAAAAUAAAGACAUGGUUAAAUAUUUGGUUUAGCAGCCCUUGCUUGGCUCAGGAGGAAGCUUUGUAAAGUAGUGUUCGUUUGGAAUGUUAUAGCGAUAUGUUUGUAUUUAUAUGUUUAUAGUAUUGUAAUGUUAUAUCAGUAUUUGCUGCACUAUCACUGUUCAA
Molecule: messenger RNA, 1171 nt
Organism: Dendrobium catenatum
Lineage: Eukaryota; Viridiplantae; Streptophyta; Magnoliopsida; Asparagales; Orchidaceae
Product: GTP-binding protein SAR1A-like
Exons: 3
Coding region: 273-854 (193 amino acids)
Biological process (GO): vesicle organization; intracellular protein transport; membrane organization
Cellular component (GO): endoplasmic reticulum exit site; COPII vesicle coat
Molecular function (GO): GTPase activity; GTP binding
Source: RefSeq, a predicted model, not a curated record